AUGUAUAUAUAGAUACUUAUUUUAGCCUUAGAUACUAGAAGAUGAAACUAAAAUCCUCAACUCCGAUCCUAUUCUUUGCUGUUUCUCUUCUUCUAUGGCCAUCAAGAGAAGCAGCUGUGGCCGUGGCGGCGUCGCGGUGCAACCAAACAUGCGGCGGAACGACGCUUCCUUUCCCCUUCGGUUUCUCCGGCGGCUGCCCAAUCCAACUCAACUGCAGCUCCAGCGGAACCGCCCUCGCCGCGGACUUCCCGGUCCUAUCCACCACCAGCGACACCAUCUUAGUGAGCCUCCCCGCCGUCUGCGACCGCCCCGUGGAAGCGCUGGGCCACCUCUUCACCAGAAACUACGCCCCGACUUUCCUCAACGCCGUGCUCCUGCAGAACUGCAGCGGCGGCCCGAACUCGUGCUUCAUCCCGACCACGGCGGUCAAGGCUAACUUCGAGCUGCUCGACUGCGGCCACACAAACGACAGCAUCCGCUGCUACUCUGAGACGGAUAACGCAAGUCUCUUCAUGGAUUACGGCAAGCUGCGGCGGAGCGGCUGCCAGUCGCUCUUCUCGGCGAUAUCGAUCGAAUCUUUGGACAUGAGUUUGACCGUUUCGUUGGAUGUUCGGAUUGUGAGGUUAGGGUGGUGGGUUUUGGGGAGCUGCGGCUGCUCCGACCAUGCAAAGUGCACUGGCGUUUUGCCGCCACUCGACGGGGAGCCGCCAGCGUAUCGGUGCCGGUGCGUUGAUGGGUUCGUCGGCGAUGGUUUCAGGGAUGGUGUGGGCUGCCGGAAAGAAGCUCAACGAUGCAACCUUUCCAAAUAUAUAUCUGGACAAUGCAGAGGAGCUGCUAGAAUACUUGUCCUAAUAGGAGGUGCGACAGCAGCUGUUACAGUGAUAGCGGUUGUGGCCGUUACUUCCCGUUUCCUUGUGAAAAGAUCAAAAGUGAGGAGCAGAAGCCGACGCCACCGGAGCCGGAGACUCACAGAAACAGCAGGCAUAGCCAUCCCAGUCUAUCACUACAAGGAAAUGGAGAAAGCCACCAACUUCUUCUCCGAGAAAAAGAUGCUCGGAACCGGCGCCUACGGCACGGUCUACUCCGGCAAGCUGAGCAACGACAAAUGGGUGGCCAUCAAGAAACUCAAACACGGCGGCAGCAGCAGCAGCGAACACGUGAUCAACGAGAUCAAACUCCUGGCCUCAGUGAGCCACCCGAACCUGGUCCAGCUCCUGGGCUGCUCCAUGGAGGACGAAGAGAUUCUGGUGUACGAGUUCAUGCCCAACGGCACACUGUGCCAGCAUCUGCAGGGGGAGAAGGGCGGCGGCCUCGCCUGGCCGGUCCGCCUCAGCAUCGCCCUCGAGACGGCCAAGGCGCUGUCGUAUCUGCACCACACGCUGCAUCCGCCUAUCUACCACAGAGACGUCAAGUCCAGCAACAUACUUCUCGACUACAACUACACCGCCAAAGUGGCGGACUUCGGGCUGUCGAGGCUGGGGAUGGCCGCCGGCGCCGACCUGUCCCACGUCUCGACGGCGCCUCAGGGGACCCCGGGAUACGUGGACCCGCAGUACCACCAGCACUUCCAUCUCUCCGACAAGAGCGACGUGUACAGCUUCGGCGUGGUGCUUGUGGAGAUCAUAACGGCGUUGAGGGUGGUCGACUUUAGCCGGCCGCCCGGCGAGAUAAACCUGGCCGCGCUGGCUGUGGACAGGAUCGGGCGAGGGUGUUUGGAAGAGAUCAUCGACCCGUUUAUCCUCAAAUUGGACGGCGGUGAUUGGACGCUGUCGUCGGUGCAUAAGGUGGCUGAGCUGGCCUUCAGGUGUCUUGCCUUCGACAGGGAUUUGAGGCCGUCGAUGAUGGAAGUUGUGGUUGAGUUGGAGCAGAUUGCGGCGAGUAAGUGGACAAAGUCUGCCUCAUCUUCCUCCAAUUUGAUGAUCAAAGAAGAUGAAGAAUUGUGUAAGGUUAGUAGCAGGGAUUUUUCUCCAGCUGCUUCAGUUCAUCAUUCAUGGGGAAGUGAUGAGACUUCGCCAUCGUCAAAAUAGUUUGCUCAACGCGGCCACUAAUUAAGUCAACUCAAACUUUUUUUGGUGUAGCACUGUAGUUAAUUAAAUUCUUUUACUGUACUUAAAGCUUCUGUAACUGUAAUGAGGAGAUAAACCGUAGUACUCAUUUGAUGAAAGAAGAGAGUUUUUCGUAAUA
Molecule: messenger RNA, 2184 nt
Organism: Salvia miltiorrhiza (redroot sage)
Lineage: Eukaryota; Viridiplantae; Streptophyta; Magnoliopsida; Lamiales; Lamiaceae
Product: wall-associated receptor kinase-like 14
Exons: 3
Coding region: 42-2027 (661 amino acids)
Biological process (GO): protein phosphorylation
Molecular function (GO): ATP binding; protein kinase activity
Source: RefSeq, a predicted model, not a curated record